This is a messenger RNA of Hypanus sabinus (Atlantic stingray), 952 nucleotides long. RefSeq names its product limbic system-associated membrane protein-like. The record is from RefSeq and is a predicted model, not a curated record. Gene Ontology annotation, molecular function: axon guidance receptor activity. NCBI's taxonomy places the organism in Eukaryota, Metazoa, Chordata, Chondrichthyes, Myliobatiformes, Dasyatidae. Gene Ontology annotation, cellular component: axon; neuronal cell body; plasma membrane. Bases 182 to 952 code for a protein of 256 amino acids. Gene Ontology annotation, biological process: homophilic cell-cell adhesion; synapse organization. The transcript is spliced from 6 exons.
GAGCAUGUCUGAAUGCAAAACAUGUCAGACAUUGAAGUGGAUGGGCUACAGCAGCAGAAGACCAUGAAUGUACACUCAUUGGCCACUUUAUUAAGAAACUGGUCACUGAGUGUAUGUAAUAUUAAGAUGUUCCAGGUGUGUCUGUUUUAAUGAAUUUACUGAUGACAUUACAAGAUAAAGAAUGACAGCCAAAUGUGUGCUAUUGGUGCCUGGGAGGAACAAUAACGAAACUCUCAAACCUCCAGCCAAGGAAAUUGAAGAGGAAGAGGAAUAUCUGGAAAUCUUUAUGAUCAACAGGUACCAAGCAGGUGCUUACCAAUGCAGAGCUGCCAAUGAAGUUGCUUCUCCUGAUGAGAAACAAGUCCACAUCACUGUCAAUUAUGCUCCUGCUAUUAAAUAUGCCCAAAGUGCAGACGUUGCGGUGGGCCGUACUGGGAUGCUUCACUGUGAGGUUUCUGCUGUUCCACCGGCAGAUUUUGAGUGGUACAAGGAAGACAAGCGGAUAUAUAACAGCUCGCAAGGCAUCCAAAUCCAGACCAUGGAGAGUCGAUCCAGUCUCAUUGUCACCAAUGCAACUGAGGACCACUAUGGCAACUAUACAUGCGUGGCAGGCAACAAACUGGGAGUUACCAAUGCAAGCAUAUUUCUAUACAAAAGUAUCCUGCCAACUAUUCCAAACCCAGUUCAAGAAACCACUUUCUUGCAGACUAAUCAUCAAAUGUUGUUGCAAUGUUUGUUGACAUCUACAUCUGCCAGUCACUUGGAAGUGAACAAUUAUGAUCUUAGUUUUAUGAAAGAUCACAAGCCAGACACAAAACCACUUCUUUUUCUAUGGAUUCUGCCUACCCUGUUAACACUUCCCAGAAUUUUCUGCUCUCCUAUUAGUUUCACUCCAUCUUAUCGUCUUUUUAAAAAUAUUCCAGAGGUCUUCAAUCCAAAACAUUGCAUCUAG